This is a messenger RNA of Cotesia congregata, 273 nucleotides long. Lineage: Eukaryota; Metazoa; Arthropoda; Insecta; Hymenoptera; Braconidae. The record is from the annotation of a GenBank genome assembly.
AUGUGGUUUGAAUAUAUGGUCUAUGUCCCAAAAGAAUGGAGUGGGUAUUCGAAGCAGUUCCUGGUGACAGUGAUAAAAAACAAAACUGGUAAUCAAUGGCAAGUCUGCGGUCGCUUAGAAGGAACGACGAUCCGGUUGCAGGACGUUACUGGUGUACUAGUUUACUACCGGUACUGCCCUUGGCUGAAGAAAUGUGAUGACCUGAAAAUGCAUCCUGAUGAGAACGAGUACUUUGGGGUCAAAAUGGACUGCUUAUGCUGCUCGCUCGCGUAA